AUGGUAGAGAACGCCGAGGUGACCCAGACACCCUCCCCGUCAAACGAACCGUCGACUUCUGCGAAUCACCCUCUUCCUUCCACUGCGCACGCAGCCCAUCCCCAGGGUCACGAGAGCAUCUUUGUCCGACCGUCAGAUUUGCUCCGCCCCAAAGCUGCAUCUCGAACAACCGUCCCUACUACGCCGCCGGAUCGGCCGAUAGACCGUGAUCAAAGAGCUGGCUUGAAGGCGAUCCGAGACUUUCUGCGAAUUCGGAACUGCUACGAUGUAUUACCUUUGAGCUUCAGGCUCAUCGAGCUUGAUGUCGGGCUCACUGUCAAAGAGAGCUUGAACAUUUUGGUUCAAUGUGGCAUCGUCUCUGCCCCAUUGUGGGAUUCCUCCACCUCCACCUACGCCGGUCUGCUCACAGUCAACGACUACCUGAAUGUUGUUCGAUAUUAUAAUCUCCAUGCCGACAAGUUGAAAGAUGUGGAUAAGCUCUUACUGAGCGACUUGAAAGAUGUCGAGAAAGUCCUAGAUGUCAAGCCUCCUGAGACCGUGUCAGCCUCGCCCGAAGCAAUCCUUUAUGAUGCUUUGCGACAACAACUCGUCUCUCGUGCCCGUCGAAUACCCUUAGUAUCGUAUGACAGCGAUACCCAGAGGACAAUGGUCACCAGUGUCAUUACUCAGUACAGAAUUCUCAAGUUCAUUGCCAUGAACGUGAAAGAGACCGAAGUGCUGAGGAAACCUCUUGCGAUGAUUAAACUCGGAACUUACGGGAAUAUUGUUCGUUGCACCAUGGACACGACUGUCUUGGAUGUUGUAGACGAAAUGGUUUUGAAGAACAUAUCGAGUGUCCCUGUUGUUACCACCGAGGGCAUUCUCCUGAAUGUUUUCGAAGCCGUCGACGUUAUCGGGAUUCUCAAGACUGGAGACUACGGUAACCUCACAUGGACCGUCGGCAAAGUGCUCUCAGCGCGAUCACCGAAUCAUCCAGGGAUAUAUUGCUGCUCAUUGGAGGAUGGUCUGGACACGAUCUUCGAGACGAUCAAGAGGUCCCGAGUUCAUCGGUUGAUGAUAGUAGAUGACAACAAUUACCUCAAGGGUAUUUUGUCGCUCAGUGAUAUCCUACAUUAUCUGCUGGUGGAAGGACAAGAGGAAACGAAUCCGACCUGA
Messenger RNA from Capronia epimyces CBS 606.96, 1155 nucleotides. RefSeq lists its product as uncharacterized. The coding region runs from base 1 to 1155 and encodes 384 amino acids. Lineage: Eukaryota; Fungi; Ascomycota; Eurotiomycetes; Chaetothyriales; Herpotrichiellaceae. The transcript is spliced from 5 exons. The record is from RefSeq and is a predicted model, not a curated record.